Molecule: messenger RNA, 1744 nt
Organism: Pollicipes pollicipes
Lineage: Eukaryota; Metazoa; Arthropoda; Thecostraca; Pollicipedomorpha; Pollicipedidae
Product: cyclin-dependent kinase 12
Exons: 10
Biological process (GO): protein phosphorylation; positive regulation of transcription elongation by RNA polymerase II
Cellular component (GO): nucleus; cyclin/CDK positive transcription elongation factor complex
Molecular function (GO): RNA polymerase II CTD heptapeptide repeat kinase activity; cyclin binding; ATP binding
Source: RefSeq, a predicted model, not a curated record
GACGGCGCCGACCAGCUGGAGACGAUCGAGUCGUCGCCCGAGCUGUACACGCCCGAGCAGGAGCCGCGCCGGCCGGGCGAGCCGGCUCGCGGCCGCGGCCGCACCCCGCCACUGCCGCCCGUGGUGCCCUGGCACGGAGGACCUGUCGCCGGACGAGGACGGGCCGAUGACGCCGCCGGCGCCGCCGCCUCCGCCGCCGCCGCGCGUGCCGCAGCCGCGCCUCCAGCGGCCCAACAUCAUCCACAAGCGACGCGAGAGCGAGAACAAAACCUGGGGCGACCGCUGCGUGGACGCCUUCGAGCUGAUCGCGCAGGUCGGCCAGGGGACGUAUGGCCAGGUGUACAAGGCCAAGGACUGCGCCAGUGGCGAGGUGGUGGCAUUAAAAAAAGUGCGGCUGGAGAACGAAAAGGAGGGCUUCCCAAUCACGGCAGUACGUGAGAUCAAGAUUCUGCGCCAACUCAAUCACAAGAACAUAGUCAAUAUUAAGGAGAUCGUGACGGACAAGCAGACGGCUGUCGAUUUCAGGAAGGACAAGGGCUCGUUUUACCUCGUGUUCGAGUACAUGGACCACGACCUCAUGGGCCUGCUGGAGUCGGGCAUGGUGGACUUCGACGAGCCGUCCAACGCCAGUAUCAUGCGUCAGCUGCUGGAGGGACUCAACUACUGCCACCGCAAGAACUUCCUGCACCGCGACAUCAAGUGCAGCAACAUCUUGCUCAACAACAAGGGUCACGUCAAGCUGGGCGACUUCGGACUGGCGCGGCUGUACAACGCCGAGGAGUCGCGGCCGUACACCAAUAAGGUGAUCACGCUGUGGUACCGGCCGCCGGAGCUGCUGCUGGGCGAGGAGCGCUACGGUCCGGCCGUCGACGUCUGGAGCUGCGGCUGCAUCCUCGGCGAACUCUUCCAGAAGAAGCCGCUAUUCCAGGGCGCCAACGUGGAGAUGGCGCAGCUAGACAUGAUCUCGCGGUUGUGCGGCUCGCCCUGUCCGUCGGUGUGGCCGAGCGUGGUCCGGCUGCCGCUCUGGAGCACGCUCCGGCCCAAGAAGCCGUACCGGCGGCGCCUCAAGGAGGAGUUCUGGCACAUGCCGUCGGCAGCGCUCAGCCUCAUGGACAAGAUGCUCGAGCUCGACCCGAAAAAGCGCAUCUCGGCCGACGAGGCGCUCAAGAGCCCGUGGCUCAAGAACGUCAAUGCAGAGAAGACGCCGCCGCCCAACUUCCCCGUCUGGCAGGACUGCCACGAGAUGUGGUCCAAGAACCGGCGCCGCCAGCAGCGAGACCAGCAGGAGCCGGGCGCCCGGCCGGCGGAGGGCGGCGCCGGCCGCGACCGGGCCGCCACGGCCGCCGCCUCUGCCGUCGACACUGCCCGGUCUCCCCGGUCGUCCAAGCCGGAGUCGUCUCGGGACGGCGAUAGUCAGCCAGUGUCGACGACCACCUCGCCGCACACGCCGCCGCCGGUGGAGGCGCCGCCCGCCGCGGCCGUCGCCGCUGCCGCUCCCGCUGCCGCCGCCAUCCCUGAGCAGGCGUCCUCGCUGGCCAGCCUGCUGGAGGAGCUGCUGCAGCGCGUGGCCGACCGCCAGCCUGUCACGUGCGAGCACAUCACCAACAUCGUACACUGCCAGGUGGACUCGACCACGCAGCGGUUACUGGAGCCGGUGAACGCGCAGCUGCUGGUGGCCGCCUCGGAGCAGGCCGUCCAGCUGUCGCCGUCCGUCUGCGUGCUGGGCCCGGCCGGGCUGGCCACG